CUCAAGUUGAGAGAGAGAGAGAGAGGACGUGCCACGGAUAGAUUUUCCCCAAAGUUGUUCAUCGCGCGAGCCUUUCUUUUUCUAAACGUUCAACAAAAAUGUUCAUUUAAUGAUAAAUAAACAAAAUAGGACAAUUUUUUUCAAUAAAAAUUAUUCCAAAGUGCGUGUAAUUCGUUUUGUCUAAAAAAAAAAAAAGAAAAAAAAAAUUGGGUAUUUUUUGUUCCAAGUUUUCCAUUGGACAAUUCGACGACGACAUAUAAAUCAAAAUGCCUGUAAUAAGGUUAAAAAGAGCUGGUGAGGUUCCAGCCACAGAAAUACCACUUGCAGAAAUACCAAAACCUGUCUCUUUUCGAGCGAAUACUAAUGGAACAAUGGAAGGACCGUUACCAGCUCCGAAUCCGGUGGUGGAUAUAAUAACCAGUACUCCAAGUAGUACCAGUGUUCCAACGACAACAAAAGCGACUGAGACUGCAGUGGAGAAAGUAAGCGAUGUCACCAAAGAAAUAGCUGAAGAAAUGGGUAUUCCAACAUGGGGAUUAGUUGCAAUAAUUAUCGCCGUUGGAGCCAUAAUCAUAGGAAUUUGCUUUUGCUGUAUACGACGAUGUUGUCGUAAAAGAAGAUCGAAGGAUGGAAAAAAGGGUCUUAAAGGAGCUGUAGAUUUAAAAUCAGUACAACUAUUAGGUGGCACUUAUAAAGACAAGGUUCAGCCGGAUAUGGAAGAAUUGACGGACAAUGCAGAGGAACCAGAUGAGGCGGAAAGUAAGCAAAGCGAAGUGAAACUCGGAAAACUACAGUACAAACUCGAAUACGAUUUUAAUUCGAAUAGUUUGUCAGUGACUGUAAUACAAGCUGAAGAAUUACCAGCUUUAGAUAUGGGAGGUACUUCUGAUCCUUAUGUGAAAGUUUAUCUUCUGCCUGAUAAGAAAAAGAAAUUCGAGACUAAAGUCCAUAGAAAAACAUUAAAUCCAGUGUUUAAUGAAACAUUUACAUUUAAGGGUGUGCCAUACGCUGAUGCAAUGAACAAAACGCUUGUUUUUGCCAUAUUUGAUUUCGAUAGGUUCUCAAAACAUGACCAAAUUGGAGAAGUUAAAGUUCCACUUUGUCAAAUUGAUCUUGCGCAAACUAUUGAAGAAUGGCGGGAAUUACAGAGCGUUGAAGGAGAAGGAGGACAGGACAAUAAACUUGGUGACAUUUGUUUCUCGCUACGUUAUGUGCCAACAGCUGGUAAAUUGACAGUGGUUAUUUUGGAAGCAAAAAAUCUGAAGAAAAUGGACGUUGGUGGUCUUUCUGAUCCAUAUGUGAAAAUUGCAUUGAUGCAAAAUGGAAAGAGGCUAAAGAAAAAGAAGACAUCUAUAAAGAAAUGCACACUCAAUCCAUAUUACAACGAAUCCUUUUCCUUCGAGGUUCCCUUUGAACAGAUUCAGAAAGUGCAAUUAAUGGUAACGGUAGUGGAUUACGAUCGUAUUGGUACAUCAGAACCUAUUGGAAAAGUUGUUCUUGGUUAUAAUGCGAGCGGAACGGAACUUAGACAUUGGUCAGAUAUGUUAGCGUCUCCGCGACGUCCUAUCGCUCAAUGGCAUACGCUUAAAGAUCCUGAAGAUGGCGAUAAGAAGGACUAAAGAGACUCUAUUACGUUCUAAGGUACAGGUCACAAAUGAAAAAAAAUUCACUGGAAAGAAAGACAAACAAAAAAAACAAGAUAUACAGUAGAUAUUAAACGAUCUAUGAUUAAUGAAAAAAAAAACAACAAUAACUACCACCGAAAAGAUCUAGUGUUAAAAAAAAUAAUGUUCUUAUGGAGUGUAGUGUCUUGUAUAUACAUAUACUAAUAUCUACUAUACUUUUCUCUGUAGAAUAAUUGUUGAAUGAUUUCAAAAAAAGGGGCUAUACUUGAAAAAAAAUAAUGAAAAAGCCGUUGCGACCGCUUCGAAGACAGGGUCUCGCAAAAAGCAUUGAAAUUUUGCGCGAAGUCGUUCAACUUCACUUUGUUCCCUAAUAAAAGAAAAAAAAAAAGACGCCUGCACUUUUUUUGUGCAUUUAAUAUCAUCAUUGCUAAAAGCUCGGAAAAAUAACGAAUUUUUUAUAAAUUCUCACAACAAAAAAAAAAACAACAACCUUAGAAAUCAUUGUAUAUCAAUCAUCUUUCGAUGUUUAAUAUAGUUCGUGAUUCUAGUAAAAAAAAAAACGAGCUUGUGCGACUAGUAAAAACACACUUCGCGACAUCUAGUAGCGAGAAUUUUAAUUAAUUUCCACUUCACUUGCAAAUUACAACUAUUUUUUUUUCAAUAAUUAACAUGAAUUUAUUAUUUUUUUUUUUUGCUAAAAAUAAUUUUGCUGAAUGGAGAAAGUUUUUUUGGAAAAAAGAUUAUUCCACCUACUCGCACAAGCUUGAAACGCUCAAAUUUUAUCUUCGAUUCGCUAUGUGUUUUCCGACAUCUUGAAAUUUGAACGUCUUUUCUUUAUGGUAAUUUUUAGAUAAAAAAAAAUCUAUACACACAAACACACACACACACAGAAACAUAAAUGCUAAAAAAAAUUGAAACCGCAAAAGAACAAUGCUUUUUUUUGCAAAUGUCUUCGUUGUAAAACACUCAUCCCUUAUAUAUUAUAAAAAAAAAAUGAAAUACACUGUUAACGAUCGAUUUUCACGAUCACAGAACCCUUUUGAAGUGACAUACAUAUAUAUUUAAAUAUAUAUAUAUAUUUAUUCCAGUGAUUUCCGACAGAGUCAGAAAUUAAACAUAAUUCAAAACAAAAAACAACAAGUUUUGUCGUUUGGAUUUAUACACUUACACAGACUGGCCUACCUAUUCAGAUCUCCAUAAAAAAAAAAAAUAAAAUUCGGUAUUAACCGAAUAACGAUUAAGAAAAAAAAAUUCUAUAUAUAUGAAGAUUAUAAUUAUAAAAAUCGAUUACUUAAGAUCAAUAUGAAUCAUAUUUAUAUAUAUUUAAUUUAAUUUUUACUUAAAAAAAUUUUUACAAAUUUCAUUGAAAAAAAAAAUAAAAUGCAGUUUUUCAUUUUGAUCUUAAGAUCGAAGUUAGUUAAUUAAUUAAAAGAAUAUCAAGUUUUUUGUAAAGAAUGUCUGAUUUGAAAUAAGAUUUUUUUGUUGUUAAUAAUUUUAAGUUUGUACAUUGUUCCUAUGAUUUUUAUUUAAUGCACAGAUUUACUGCACAGAUGUAACAACUGCGCAGAUCUACUACGCAGCUGUGACAACUGCGCAGAUUGACUGCGCAUGUUGUGAUUAUUUCAUUAAAUAUAAAUUUUAUCAAAUUAUCGUUGUUUAGAGUAAAUGUAUUUUACAUUUUUAAAGUAAAAUCGGACAUAUUUACCAAAAAACGGAGUGUUUUAAAAAAAUAGAAAUUUAUCGGAUAUGUAAUAUUUACGGUAAGAUAUAUAAGUGAGAUAAAUACGCUAUCUUUAGCGUAUAUAACAAAAAAAAAAUCGACAAAAAAUAAAAUAUCGUAUAAUUAUUUAUUUAUUAUUAUUCGACUAAUUUCUAUAAUAUAUGCGAUUAAGAAACUAGUGUAGAUAUUGUUAUUGUUUUAAUGGUAUUUAUAAUUAUUGCGAUACGUACCUUAUUUAUAAAUUGCAUGCUCAUCGCUCGUGUAAAUAUAUUCCCCUUCAAAAAAAAAAAAAAAAUUUGAAAAAAACUGUAUUCUGAUUUAUAUGCAAGAAGGGUGGAUGUAUAAUAAGACAAAAAAAAUACAAUAA
Molecule: messenger RNA, 3712 nt
Organism: Leptopilina boulardi
Lineage: Eukaryota; Metazoa; Arthropoda; Insecta; Hymenoptera; Figitidae
Gene: Syt1
Product: synaptotagmin 1-like
Exons: 10
Coding region: 267-1619 (450 amino acids)
Biological process (GO): cellular response to calcium ion; regulation of dopamine secretion; calcium ion-regulated exocytosis of neurotransmitter
Cellular component (GO): synaptic vesicle membrane; dense core granule; axon
Molecular function (GO): calcium ion binding; syntaxin binding; calcium-dependent phospholipid binding
Source: RefSeq, a predicted model, not a curated record